This is a messenger RNA of Fonsecaea erecta, 3411 nucleotides long. RefSeq lists its product as hypothetical. The transcript has a single exon. The record is from RefSeq and is a predicted model, not a curated record. Bases 1 to 3411 code for a protein of 1136 amino acids. Gene Ontology annotation, molecular function: ATP-dependent chromatin remodeler activity; ATP binding. NCBI's taxonomy places the organism in Eukaryota, Fungi, Ascomycota, Eurotiomycetes, Chaetothyriales, Herpotrichiellaceae.
AUGGUCUUCACGGAUACUGAAGACGACGAUUUGGAUGCCCCGCGCAUCAGGCGAGAAGGUCCACAUCGUACCGAAACCAUCGCAGAGGAGGUAAACAAGAGCUUAGGUGAGAGGACUGAAGCCAGUCUAAGCAUGGCCGACGAGGACGAGACCACAGACUGCAUAACAGGGUACGACGAUCAAAAAAACCCGAAGCGACCUCGAUUUGAGCGAGCACUAGCCACACAAAAUCCUUACGAUUCCGCCGAUGAAGAGCUUGAUCGACUGGAGCAGGAAUGGACGGAAGUUGGAGAAGAGAAGGCCAAGAACAAGACAUCAAGGACCAGAAAAAGCAGAGGAUUGACUGCUAAAAUCGUCGACGCCGUUGACAAUGAAAUCGCUCCUCGCCCGAGGUCUACGAAGGCGACAGGUACAACUGGAGUCGGCAGAAAAGGGCCCAGCAAGAAGCGCCGGAGGACAAGAGAGCACGGCGAUUCCGACUCGGAGGAGGAGCUCAUGGAAUGGACCAUGCCAGACUACGUCAGGAACCGAAGAGCAAAAUUUGACGAACGCGCAAAGCAAUUGCGAGAAGGCGGUUUGGCUCUCCCACCCAUAUACGACGAUGUGGAUUUCUCGGACAACGAGAAGCUGAGGGAAUUGAGGGAGCGGCCGGAUUUUCCCCUAUCAACUGCAUCCAGGGAAUACAAGGAUAUCGAACUGCAUUAUUCGCUUGGUCUCAUCCCCGCCCCAAUUGCACAGUUUUUGCGAGAAUAUCAGGUUAAGGGCGUGGCAUUCAUGCAUGAACUUUUCGUGUACCAGAAAGGCGGAAUCCUGGGUGACGAUAUGGGGUUGGGCAAGACGGUACAGGUGAUUGCAUUCUUGACGGUGGCUUACGGCAAGACCGGGGACGAACGCGAUCAGAAAAGGAUGAGAAAGAUGCGCAGAGCGAAGCGGUGGUACCCAAGAACUCUCAUUAUCUGCCCCGGCACACUCAUGGAGAAUUGGAAAGAUGAAUUUCGCCGUUGGGGUUGGUGGCAUGUUGAUCUUUACCACGGGGGCGCUUCACAGAGACAUGAUGUACUCUUGCAAGCUCAGGCGGGCAUGUUGGAAGUCAUGAUCACGACAUACCACACCUAUCGAGCCAAUAAAGAGGAAAUCAACAUGAUCCAGUGGGACUGUGUUGUUGCCGACGAAUGCCAUAUCAUCAAAGAAAGAAGAUCUGACACCACCAAAGCCAUGACUGAAAUCAAUGCCCUCUGCCGCAUCGGUCUCACGGGAACCGCAAUUCAGAACAAGUACGAAGAACUAUGGACUCUCCUCAAUUGGACCAAUCCUGGCAGACUUGGGCCGGUCUCGACGUGGAAAAAAUCUAUUUGUAUACCGCUUAAGUUGGGCCAAAGCCACGACGCUUCACAGUAUCAAUUGGCGAGAGCCAGGAAGACAGCGAAGAUGCUUGUCCAGAACCUGCUUCCGCAAUUCUUCCUUCGACGGACAAAAGCCCUUAUCAAAGACCAACUGCCGAAGAAAUCAGAUCGGGUGGUAUUCUGCCCUCUCACAGCGACUCAGGCACAAGCAUAUGAAAGCUUCCUCGAGAGUGACAUCGUGCAAUACAUCAAGACAAACGGUGAUCCGUGCAUGUGUGGAGCGCAGAAGAAGGCUGGAUGGUGCUGCCAGAUGAAACUCAGUGAUGGCAGCCCCUGGCAGAGUUGGGUAUUCCCUGCAAUCGCAACCCUGCGAAAUCUGUCGAAUCAUCUAGCCAUUCUUAUCCCACAAGGGUCGGAUCCAGCGGACAAACAGGCGAAGGAUCUUGAGAUGCUCCAGAUUGCAAUGCCGGACGAAUGGAGACAGAUUUACCAAACACGGGACAGCAUCAUGCAUACUGGCAACCCCGAGUAUUGCGGCAAAUGGCGAAUACUGAAAAAACUUCUUACGUUUUGGUAUGAACAAGGUGGCAACAAAGUACUGAUCUUCUCGCACAGCGUCCGCUUGCUCAGAAUGUUACAGAACUUGUUCAUCAGUACAAAAUUCAACGUCAACUAUCUCGACGGGAGCAUGCAAUAUGAUAAUCGGUACGCAGCUGUCAAAGAAUUCAACACUGACCCAACACAAUUUGUCUUCCUCAUCAGUACUCGAGCAGGAGGUGUUGGGCUGAAUAUCACAUCCGCAAACAAAGUCGUCAUCGUCGACCCGAAUUGGAAUCCCAGCUAUGACUUACAAGCACAAGAUAGAGCUUACAGAAUUGGUCAGACGAGGGAUGUGGAAGUCUUUCGUCUGGUCAGUCAAGGAACUCUCGAAGAGAUCGUCUACGCCCGCCAGAUCUACAAGCAGCAGCAAGCAAACAUUGGUUACAACGCCACAUCUGAGCGACGGUACUUUCAGGGCGUGCAGGACAGCAAAGACCAGAAAGGCGAGAUCUUUGGAAUGAAGAAUCUUUUCGCCUAUCAGAACGAGAACCAGGUUCUGCGCGAUAUUGUGAACAAGACCAAUAUUGCGGAGUCAAAGGCCGACGUCCGGGUCGCCAACUUGGAGCUUGAAGAGCAUGAACUCGAAGACGUCAACGCCGAUGAAGACGGAAUCAAGAAUGAAGAGGGUGUGGCGCCUCGAAUGAAAACCGAUCCAGAUUCGGAAGACGCAGCAAUGUCCCAACUCGCAGCUGAAAUCGUCGGAGAGGAAGGUCGAUCGUCUUGCUCACGCUCCAAAACGCCCUUUGGCUCAGCGAAACCGGGCGUCAAGAAACAUGAUCCGGUCCAAGCUAUCCUCUCCUCUGUCGGUGUGUCAUAUACGCACGAGAACAGCGAAGUAAUUGGAUCCUCCAAAGUCGAAGCGUUGUUGUCCAAGCGAGCGGAAGAAGCCGCAGCCAAGAAUAUCCACUGGGAUACCCAAGAGCAACAAGCGAAAGUUUUCAUGGAUGACGCGUCGUCGCCACCGCAACGCCGCAAUGAAGACGUGUACGACUUCGCCUACGACAAUCCCUACCUCGAAGACAACCACGAUGGUACCCUCACGCCCGAUGGCAGCAGUGUGCGAUACAAAUACCGCCCACCCCAGACCGUCCGGAAACGACAGUUCUGCAGCAUGGCUAGGUGGGCCGGCUACGGAGACGAUGUGGUGUCUUUCGCGUUGGUGGUGGAAAACUGGACCCAGGCAGAACGAAGAGAGUGUCUUGACCGUUUCUAUCGCUAUCGGCGAGAUGUACUUCGCGGAUUUGUAAAGUCGGGGAGCUCAAGCGAGGGUGUGAAGAAGGAAGGGGUUAAGGAGGAACAUGAGGAGUUCAAGGUCAAAGAAGAGGACGCGAAUGGGAAUGUUCAAGCUGACCCAGACACCACGGAACACGUGUCGAGGGUCAAGAUGGCCACGGUCGUGAAGAACGAACACGAUCCAGGCCUCAUGGACGUCCAGGCGGCAAGCGAGGAUGAAGAUGACGAGCUUUGA